Molecule: messenger RNA, 1473 nt
Organism: Astrephomene gubernaculifera
Lineage: Eukaryota; Viridiplantae; Chlorophyta; Chlorophyceae; Chlamydomonadales; Astrephomenaceae
Source: the annotation of a GenBank genome assembly
AUUGCCGCCAUAUUCAAACCUACCGCUUUAAUACGCGGUGGCUAUGAUCAAUCAACGAUGCAGGCCGUCAUAUUAAGGAUUCACGGCAGACUUCCCCCACCAAAGGAUUGUCAGUCCAACACUUCAAGAUACUCCGGUUAUUGACAUAUGACUUGCAGACCGGCCAGAUGCGUUCAUGUAACAAUUUUGCUUUCUAACUGCCCCAACCCCAGCAACGGAACAUAAUUCACGCCCACUUGCAAUCUCAAAUUGCCUUUAGUUGUAUUUAGAAUAUGAUUGACCGUUGGCGUUGAGUUGGCAAGCAAGCAGCCAUGUUGCUUCUGGGACAUGGCCAGCAUAUCGCUAGCACGCCAAUAGCAGCUGGGCGGCAUGUCUUGCUUGUUCCUCAGCGUCCACACAUAUCGUCUGCAGCAGGAUUGCAGCCGCGACGACGUCUGUCGCCUACUGUCACUGCUACGCCGCGACGGCGCGUGAACCGCGAACUCCUCGACAACGUCGAUACAACUGACCUCGACGGUAUACCUGGCAAUGGGCUGCAGCGUCCUGGGCCUGGCGUUGAUGAGUACGGCUCCGGGUUGUACAACAACCCUGCAAGCAGUCCUGCAGACGCACAGCCCUCGUCAUGGGAUGCCGAUAAUCAGUCUCCAGGCGUCGCCACGGGCCCUUAUGAUGACCCAUACUCAUGGCUGCCCGACCCACAAGGGCAGCAUCAGCAUCCAUCAGCUGCAGAGGACUCCCGGGGUGCCACUGCGCCUCAUUCCAGUUCAGGCUACGGCGGCUACGAGGAAUACGGGAGCAACAACUAUCCCACGGACAGCAACACCGGCCGCCAGCCUGCUACAAACGGUGCUCAGACGCCGUCAUAUCCGGCGUCACUGUCGCCCUCACCUGCAGCAGCCUCUGCUGCAUCGGUGUCCGCUACGGUGACUGGGAGGCAGCAGCAGCACCUGCGGCAGCGGCGAGGGCAGCGGGACCGGACAGAACAGCAAGGCGGGGAUCCCAAGCCACCGCACACGGAUGCGGAUUGGGGUGAGCCCGACCCACUGACAGAUUGGGGCGGCUUUGCCGCAGCUGGAUCCACGGGCUGGGAUGAGGACGAUGACACGGCUACAGCAGCCUCCGCCUCGUACGACCCACAAAGCGGCGCGUACUAUGCUUCCUCAGCUCCCCGGGAUUCCCUCGGCGGUGGCUUCGGCAGCAGCACUGGCUGGGAUGGAAGCAGCGGCAGCGCCGGUAGCAACCCUGCUAGCAGCAGCAGUAGCGGAAGGCACCACAACGGCGCUGCGGACUCCAGCAAAGCCUGGCCUCGGCCCUCGGAAGGCGCUGCUGCUGGGGGGACGGGGCAGGAGCCAGACGGGACGGGGGUUCCCAACGGUUGGUCGGCGUACGGCAGCCCACCUGACGGUUGGGCAGAUGCUCGCUUUGCACAGGACGUUGAGUACGACGGCGGGGGAGGGUCCGGGAGAGGAGGCG